Prunus armeniaca (apricot) is the source of this 234-nucleotide messenger RNA. Lineage: Eukaryota; Viridiplantae; Streptophyta; Magnoliopsida; Rosales; Rosaceae. The record is from the annotation of a GenBank genome assembly.
AUGGAUUCUGCCUGUAUAGUAGAAAAAACAUUGUCGACCUUCAAGGCACAGCCAGCUAUGAAAAAAUCGCUGCAAUCUGGCACAACUACUUUGACCACUCCCUUGGUACUAUCUGCCCUCCAUGCUCCGUCAACAUUGGCUUUGAGCAAGCCUUGCGGCGGCCAUUGCCAACGUGGAGGGGCGAUUGACUUGGUGCUUGUGGUUUUCUUCUCCGAACUUUCUUGGGCUUUUUAA